GCGGGUGCGUCUCGGGGAGGCAAAAGUUAGCGCGUUCAGGGCUGCAUGUCGCUUUUUGCUCUUCCUCCCUUCCCUCCUCUCCCCGCCGGGUAUUUUUUGUCGCUUCGGGCAGGGAUAUCCCUUCCUUUUCCUUCCAACUCCGAGGCUCGUUUCCAGGGACAGGUCUAUCGAUCUUGUUGCGAUCUCUUUCUUUUUUUGUUUUUGUUUUUGUGUGCGUGUUUUUUUUUUUUUAAUUUUUUUCAUUAACGAGCGUUUCAACACGCAGGAGCUUUAACCCUUCCCACCUCGCCGGGCAAGGUGCUCCAGCGCUGCAAAAGCUCGUGUGCAAGCAGCGAUCUGGGUUGGGGCGGGGGUCUCCCCGUACCGUUUCUGUGCUUGGGGGGGCUGCCGUCGCCCCUGGCAGGGUUACAAGUCUACCUGUUCCCCAUCCCCCCCAAAUCUUCCUCUCUCUCAUUUGCCCUUGUAGAGCUACUCCUCGGUGAGCAACAUGAACGCGGGGCUGGGCAUGAACAGCAUGAACACGUACAUGACCAUGUCGGCCAUGAGCACCACGGCCAACAUGACGGCUGCCACCUCCAUGAACAUGUCCUACGCCAACACGGGCAUGAGCCCCUCGCUCACUGGCAUGUCCCCGGGCACGGGCGCCAUGCCUGGCAUGGGCUCGGCCGGUGUGGCAGGAAUGGGCACCCACCUGAGCCCCAGCAUGAGCCCCAUGGGGGGCCAAGCCGGCUCCAUGAACGCCCUGGCCCCUUACACCAACAUGAACUCUAUGAGCCCCAUCUACGGGCAGUCCAACCUUAACCGCUCUCGGGACCCGAAGACCUACCGGCGGAGCUACACGCAUGCCAAGCCGCCCUACUCCUACAUCUCCCUCAUCACCAUGGCCAUCCAGCAGUCACCCAACAAAAUGCUAACGCUGAGCGAGAUCUACCAGUGGAUCAUGGACCUCUUCCCCUUCUACCGUCAGAACCAGCAACGCUGGCAGAACAGCAUCCGCCACUCGCUCUCCUUCAAUGACUGCUUCCUCAAGGUGCCCCGCUCCCCAGAUAAGCCAGGUAAAGGCUCCUUCUGGACACUGCACCCUGACUCAGGCAACAUGUUUGAGAACGGCUGCUACCUGCGCCGCCAGAAGCGCUUCAAGUGUGAGAAGCAGCUGGCCGCCCAGGACAGCGGUGGGGCGGGUGCGGGUCCCCCUGCCAGCAGCUCGCCGUGCCAGGACCACAAGCGUGCCCUGGCUGACUUGAAGGGCACGACAGGGCUGAGCCCCGGGGAGCCAGCAGCCUCUCCAGGGCAGCACCUCCUGGCCCCCCAACACGCUGGCCUGCCCCAUGAUGCCCAUCUCAAGCCUGAGCACCACUACGCCUUCAACCACCCCUUUUCCAUCAACAACCUGAUGUCCUCCUCUGAGCAGCAGCAUCACCACCCUCACCACCACCACCACCACCACCACAAAAUGGACCUCAAGGCCUACGAGCAGGUGAUGCACUACUCGGGCUACGCCUCACCCAUGCCUGGCAGCCUGGCCAUGGGACCUGUAACGAACAAAAAUGGCUUAGAGUCCUCCCCUUUAGCCGGAGAGACUUCUUAUUACCAAGGUGUGUAUUCCCGGCCCAUCAUGAACUCCUCCUAAAGGGGCAAGGGAAAAACCUCCCCUCACAAGGGGAGAAAAAACACCCCACCCCAGCCCCUGCGCAGUCCCCUAGCAGAGGGAUGGACUAUGAACGCUGUUGAGCACGGUGCAUAUACAUAUAUAUCUAUCUAUUUUUUUUUGGUUGGCUCCAGAUGUUUGCAUCUGUUUGGGAAACAACUGAUGUGUGUCAUGCAAGCAUCUCGACCCACGCCAAAGGCAGGCGUGUUGGUCCCCGCCGGCCAAAAGCCACCCAUGUCCCGGGGGACCGUGAUUCCCUUGGUUUACUUUGUGGGGUGGUU
Messenger RNA from Struthio camelus australis, 1929 nucleotides. The record is from RefSeq and is a predicted model, not a curated record. Lineage: Eukaryota; Metazoa; Chordata; Aves; Struthioniformes; Struthionidae.